Molecule: messenger RNA, 911 nt
Organism: Guyanagaster necrorhizus
Lineage: Eukaryota; Fungi; Basidiomycota; Agaricomycetes; Agaricales; Physalacriaceae
Exons: 2
Coding region: 83-637 (184 amino acids)
Source: RefSeq, a predicted model, not a curated record
UCGGAGUUCGACAAAAACAUCAAACUUGAAUGUCGCCAGUGCGACAUCCUUCAGUGCGAGCUGGAAGUGUACAGCUGCCUCCAUGGAUCACCUUAUGUUUUCCCCAUCGUCGGUCUUGUCGAAAGAGUCCCGACACUUCGUUGUUUACGACGAUCCAUACGACAAAGAUGCUUCCGUAACUGACGAAUUUCUCAUUCCCUUCGCCGGGACGUUCUCCCAGUGGUGUCUUGGAUUUUGUACCGAGUGGACCAUUGAGGAGAAAGAUUGUCUAGCUCUCAUGCUCAUGGAUGCCAUGCUUGACUUUGAGCAACGUGGAAUUUAUACGAUAGACUUAAAGACCCCAAAUAUCCUCCUCACGACGGAGGGUUUGAAAAUAAUUGACUUAGACUUGGAGACACAUACGCUGGGAUAUUCCAGAUGGGGCAUCUGGAGCGGUAGUGCGGUUCAUGCAUUGUAUAACAUGGCUAUGGCAAUGCAGGAGUUCUUCUUGUUUGGUACUCCAUACGCCAUCCGUUGUGAAGAGGCCAUUCCCAAACCUUUCAUUCAGCUCAUUGAUUGGUGCCUGGAGGAUGCCUUUGGUUCUGUCGCAGAGAUGAUGGCAAAGACGGCAUCGAUGCUAGAGCCCACCCGUGGCUGAGUCAAGAAUAUAUCGGCUUCUGCGUUGGCUGAAGCGCGGCCGUCGCGAUGCAAAUUGCUGGUGAAGUCGGAGGACGAAUGGUGGUUCGGACGAACGUAUGAUUCCGAGUUUGAAGACUAUUGGUCUUGGAUGCCUAGUAUCGAUAACACCGAUCGUUCCCCUCUAUCAUCAAACAGCAUCGAACCUUAGACUGAAUUUAUCGGAAGCGACUUGGGUUGUUUUUCAAUUUCUUUGCCACAUAUAAAUCGAUUGUCUAUAGCCAUAUCAUCAUUGA